Budorcas taxicolor (takin) is the source of this 1636-nucleotide messenger RNA. RefSeq names its product tubulin polyglutamylase complex subunit 2 (gene TPGS2). The transcript has 7 exons. Lineage: Eukaryota; Metazoa; Chordata; Mammalia; Artiodactyla; Bovidae. The record is from RefSeq and is a predicted model, not a curated record. The coding region runs from base 1 to 885 and encodes 294 amino acids. Gene Ontology annotation, biological process: protein polyglutamylation.
AUGGAGGAGACGUCGCCCCCGCUGCUGGGCAGCAGCAAGCCGCACCUGGAGAAGCUGACCUUGGGGGUCACUCGCAUCCUAGAAUCAUCCCCAGGUGUGACAGAGGUGACCAUCAUAGAAAAGCCACCUGCUGAACGUCAUAUGAUUUCUUCAUGGGAACAAAAGAAUAACUGUGUGCUGCCUGAGGAUCUGAAGAACUUUUACCUGAUGACCAACGGCUUCCACAUGACGUGGAAUGUGAAGCUGGAUGAACAUACCAUUCCAUUGGGCAGCAUGGCAAUUAACAACAUCUCAAAACUGACUCAACUCAACCAGUCUUCCAUGUACUCACUUCCUAACGCACCAACUCUGGCAGACCUGGAGGACGAUAUACAAGAAGCCAGUGAGAACCAGCCAGAGAAGCCUCACUUUGAUUCUCGCAGCGUGAUAUUUGAGUUGGACCCUUGCAACGGGAAUGGGAAGGUUUGCCUCGUCUACAAAAGAGGGAAACCAGGAUUAGCACAGGACACUGAGGUCUGGUUCCUGGACAGAGCGUUAUACUGGCAUUUUCUCACAGACACCUUUACUGCCUAUUACCGCCUGCUCAUCACUCACCUGGGCCUGCCCCAGUGGCAGUACGCCUUCACCAGCUAUGGCAUUAGCCCCCAGGCCAAGCAAUGGUUCAACAUGUAUAAACCCAUCACCUACAACACAAACCUCCUCACUGAAGAGACCGACUCCUUUGUGAACAAGCUGGAUCCUAGCAAAGUGUUCAAGAGCAAGAACAAGACCAUAAUCCCCAAAAAGAAAGGGCCUGUUCAGCCUGCAGGCGGCCAGAAAGGGCCCUCAGGUCCUGCUUCCACCUCUAAAUCCUCCUCUGGGUCUGGAAACCCUGUCCGGAAAUGAGCAGCCCCCUCCGCCUCCUCGCCUGCCCCACAGUGGUGGUGUCGUACACAGAUGCCCUGGGCAUGACCCAACCUCAGAGUCUGUGUGUGGAACCGCAGUCCUUUUUCCGUCUGCACUUGAUCUCAGCAAAAGGCUGAGAAGCGAUUCCUCUCCCCAUCUGAAUGACAGAGUCCUAGGCCUUUUACUCCCAUUGGCCUGAGCCAGGAGUUGGAAGGUCAUAUUCAGGUCUCCCCAAGAAUCCUUCCACAUACCCAUUACAGCAGGUUGCGCCAUCGGCUGCUCCUAGGAGAUUUGAGGAAUGUAAGGUUUUAUGUAAGUGACUAAGUAGAUCUGUUAAGAGCUUUCUGCUCUUUCUACCCCAACCCCCAACCCCUCAGCAGUAAUUGUAGAAGUUCCCCAAAGAAACCACUGGUUUUGACCUAGGAGGCAUUAGAACUAUGCUGUUUAAUUGGUAGCCACUUUUAAAGCAGCUAAAUUUAAACCAUAUUAAAAAUUCAGUUCCUCAGUUUUAUUAGCCACAUUGGAAUAUUUGCGUGGCUAAUGGAUUCUAUAUUAGAUACCACAGAGACAAUGAAACAUUUCUAUCAUUGCAGAAAGUUCUGUUGGGUAGGUAGCACUACAUUAGGAUAUUUUUGCAUUACCUUUACUCAGAUCAGUUCAUUUUUGUUAGAGAAUAUUGAACACUCUCACAAUUUGAUGGGUUAUAAUGUUCCAUGUAAAAUCCUGAAUAUACAUUUUUAUGUUUUUUAUA